CUUCCACUUGCUCUUCUCCAUGGCGCACAAGGAAAACCCAUGUUGGUAGAGCUCAAAAAUGGUGAAACGUUCAAUGGCCAUCUGAUUCAAUCAGAUAACUUUAUGAAUUUGACUAUGAGAGAAGUCUAUCUAACAAGUUCGGAUGGUGAAAAGUUUUGGAAACUUUCAGAAUGUUAUAUCAGGGGUAACACAAUAAAAUACAUUCGAGUGACCGAUAACGUGAUUGAUAUUGUAAAACAGCAAGAAGAUUCAUAUCGACAACAGAAUCGAUCGGCACGUGGUGGAGCUGGUAAUGGUACAGAUCGUGGUGGAUCAGAAAGAGGU
Molecule: messenger RNA, 324 nt
Organism: Melampsora larici-populina 98AG31
Lineage: Eukaryota; Fungi; Basidiomycota; Pucciniomycetes; Pucciniales; Melampsoraceae
Exons: 4
Biological process (GO): mRNA splicing, via spliceosome; spliceosomal snRNP assembly; P-body assembly
Cellular component (GO): spliceosomal tri-snRNP complex; P-body; U6 snRNP
Molecular function (GO): U6 snRNA binding
Source: RefSeq, a predicted model, not a curated record